GGUUGUCGAAAACUCCAAUUUUCAUGAAUUUUUUUUUUACCAUUUUUUUCUAUUAACAAUUUCCAAUUUUAUCUCACAAACUUCAUCAUUUUUUCUCUCUUCUUCAACUAACCAACCAAUCAUAGCUACAAUUGUAGCUGUAGCUAUGUUACCUUCUUCCACCAUACCUUCAUGGCCUCCUCGUAGCUCAAUUCCCAUUUCACUCUCUUUCAAAUCAAGAUUAACCUCAUUGAAUCCUCAAUUUCGUGCUGCUUUGGUUGAAGCAAAACCAUCACCUAAUUCCCUCGAGGUUCCUUCUCUUCCAAUUGAUCGUGCUGAUGACAUUCAAGCUGAGACAAAAGCUAUGGCUCGUGCUGUUAAUGCUUCUGUUUAUACCCCCGAACUUGUUGCUUCAAGAUAUGGUUCAAAACCCUUCAAGGUUGUUGGAAGGGCAUUUGAGAUUGUGUUUAGUUUAGGGUCUUUUGGGUUGAAGCUAUUGUGGGAGCAAAGGAAUGGAGUUGGUGAUAAGAAUAAGAGGGUUCGUGCUAUUGAGCUUAGGACUAUAUUCACUAAGCUUGGACCAACUUUUGUCAAAUUGGGUCAAGGGUUGUCUACUAGACCUGAUAUUUGUCCAAUUGAGUAUCUCGAAGAGCUUUCGGAACUUCAAGAUGGUUUGCCGACAUUUCCUGACGACGACGCCUUCGAAUGCAUCGAGAGGGAAUUAGGAUUAUCUCUCGACUCUAUUUUUUCUACGAUAUCUCCUUCGCCUAUAGCCGCUGCUAGUUUAGGUCAGGUUUAUAAAGCUCAGUUAAAGUACUCUGGCAAAGUUGUUGCGGUCAAGGUGCAACGCCCAGGGAUUGAAGAAGCUAUUGGAUUGGACUUCUACCUCAUAAGAGGUUUAGGGUUUCUGAUAAAUAAAUACGUGGAUCGAAUCACAACCGAUGUUGUUGCACUUAUAGACGAGUUUGCUUGUAGAGUCUUUCAAGAGCUCAACUAUGUGCAGGAGGGAAAAAAUGCGAAGAGAUUCAAAAAAUUGUAUGCCGACAAGGAAGAAAUUUUAGUUCCCGAUGUUUUCUGGGACUAUACGAGUGCGAAGGUGCUAACGAUCGAUUGGGUUGAUGGUGUAAAACUUAACGAGCAAGAAGCAAUUGAGAGGCAGGGACUAAAUGUGUUGGAUCUGGUAAACACCGGCAUACAGUGCAGUCUCAGACAACUUCUCGAGUACGGGUAUUUCCAUGCAGAUCCUCAUCCUGGUAAUCUUUUGGCUACACCCGAGGGAAAACUCGCUUUUCUUGAUUUCGGGAUGAUGAGUGAGACUCCUGAAGAAGCGAGAUAUGCGAUAAUCGGUCACGUUGUUCACUUGGUUAACCGAGAUUACGAAGCUAUGGCUCAAGACUACUAUGCUCUUGAUUUCUUAUCUAGGGAUGUUGAUGUGUCCCCAAUUGUUCCCGCACUUCGAAACUUUUUUGACGAUGCACUUGAUUAUACCGUUAGUGAGCUUAACUUCAAGACAAUUGUGGAUGGUCUCGGAAACGUUUUGUAUCAAUAUCCAUUCAAUGUUCCGGCAUACUAUGCAUUGAUAUUAAGGUCUCUGACAGUUUUAGAAGGUUUAGCACUAUACGCCGAUCCGAAUUUUAAGGUGCUUGCCGCAUCGUAUCCAUAUUUUGCUAAAAGGCUCUUAACAGAUCCAAAUCCAUAUCUAAGGGAUGCUCUUAUUGAGUUACUUUUCAAGGAUGGCAAGUUCAGGUGGAAUAGGCUCGAAAACCUUCUAGUUCAGGGAAGAAAAGAUCGAGAUUUCUCCGCUAAAGAAGCUUUACAACCAGCCUUAAAGGUACUGUUGAGUCCCGACGGUGAAGUUCUAAGGAAUCUAGUUAUCAAAGAAGCCGUUCGUGUAUCCGAAGCUUUCACUCUUGGCACAAUUUCCGACACAUACCAGUAUGUUCCCGCCUUUUUGAAGACCCUUGUCUUAAAUGGUUCUGCAAAGGAGCCACUUCUGACGUCAGAAACCGAACGGCAAAACAUGAUAGAGCUUAGAGAUCAAGUUAUUAGGAUAUGGAGACUUUUGCAAUCCUCUAAUGAUUUUGAUCCGUCGAUUUUGCUACCGCUACUUCAGGUUGUUCAGCAACCGGAGGCUCGUAGACUUGGGGGGCGUGUUGUAGGCGGAAUCACUCAACGACUCGCAGCGCGAUUUCUUCUGCAAGUACUCGGAGCACCAAAUUCAGCUUCUACAUAGAUUGUGUCACACCAACGGCUAUAUAAGAUUAUUGUCGACCGGAUUAUAAGAGCUACCAUAAUAGAGAUGAGAAAAAGUAAGAGAUAAUUCUUGAAAAAUUAUUGUAUUUUAUUUAUUUUAGUCGAAAAACCUGUAUAUAUAUUUGAUAUCGUCGUCGUUAUUGAUGCGGUUUCGUCGCAAUAAGCAUCAAGAUAUCACAAUGUAACAGUAGCAGCAAUUGGUCAAUUAUUUUCUUAUACUAUACAUACACAUUAUUGAUAGCAGAUGAACCUUCAGUAAUCCAUGGAUCAAGAGGGGAAAAUAUCAUAUAAAUCUGUUACAUUAAUUGUUCAAUUAUUUUUUCCUAAAAAUAUAUUAAUAGCUAUAGAUUUUGUUUUAAGAAAUAGUAUUAGUUUUAUUUAUUUAUUUAUUUAUAUGGUCUAAUUAUACUUCUGACCCUCUAUUUUAUCAUGCUCAUGAGAAUGAUUCUAUUUAUUUAAAAAUAUAGUUUUUUUUUUAUUUUUUUUUAAAUUUUUAUCUUUUAUCACUUUUAUUUCAAUUUGGCCUUAAUCUGAAUUUU
Messenger RNA from Vicia villosa (hairy vetch), 2771 nucleotides. Its product is annotated as protein ACTIVITY OF BC1 COMPLEX KINASE 3, chloroplastic-like. The record is from RefSeq and is a predicted model, not a curated record. Lineage: Eukaryota; Viridiplantae; Streptophyta; Magnoliopsida; Fabales; Fabaceae. Gene Ontology annotation, biological process: protein phosphorylation. Gene Ontology annotation, molecular function: protein kinase activity; ATP binding. Bases 146 to 2212 code for a protein of 688 amino acids. The transcript has 7 exons.